Sphaeroforma arctica JP610 is the source of this 975-nucleotide messenger RNA. RefSeq lists its product as hypothetical. The transcript is spliced from 5 exons. Lineage: Eukaryota; Ichthyosporea; Ichthyophonida. The coding region runs from base 91 to 858 and encodes 255 amino acids. Gene Ontology annotation, cellular component: mitochondrial matrix. The record is from RefSeq and is a predicted model, not a curated record.
GAAUAAAAAAAACUCAUUGCACAGUACAAAUACCCGUAGCACACUGCCAGCGGUACCAUAGUCCCACCUGUGCUACUACAUACGUACACUAUGCAAGCCUUUAGACAGUUAGCACGCACCUGCGUGAGGGUUAAUCCCCAGACUCUCACCAGCGCCACACGGUCGAUGGUCACACUUAGGGCGGCUCUACCUAAGGUUGCUCCCGUGUACGCUAACAAGUUUGAAGCCUUCCGCAACUACUCGUCCCCCGCCCGUCAGACGCUCAACUCCGAACUGAAUAAAGAAAUCGCAUACGAGGUUGAGAAUGCUGAGGUUAUGGAUGGCUUCCAAGAUGCACUAGCGGCCACCGGGUUCUCAGUCAAGGAUUCCGCAGGUAACUGUAACCUGAGGUUGGAGAAGUUGCACGAUGACGAGAAGAUCACCGUUCUUAUGAAGAUUGAACUUAUGGAUGACGAUGAGCCUGAGGAACCUGAGGAUGGCGCUGAAGAUGAACCCAGACCUAGUCAGGGUGUGUACUACACCGUCGUGGUGACCAAGAACGACAAGCAGGGGGCUCUCUGCUUCGACAUGGUGUCAUAUCAAGGCUCAGCGUCGAUCGAGACCAUCACAUACAACCCCAGUGCUGACAGUGCACUGAGCUUAGGUGUCAAGCCCGAGGGCGAGUUCGCCAACCACCAAACAUACUGCGGCCCUAACUUGCAGGACAUCGAGGAGAGUCUUGAGGGUGCCUUCGGCGAGUAUUUGAUGGAGCGUGGCAUCAACGACAACUUCGCACUCAUCUGCGAACAAGUAUACCGGGAGAAGGAGCAGAAGGAGUACGUCCACUGGCUCAAGCAGAUCAGCGAGUUCACCGCAUAAUGCGUUUAAAGCUGACGCUGAAGUGGAUUAUAGAAGUAAAUAUGUGGUUCUAGAGAGGUUGUGUCUAGUGCUACGAGGCAAGGAUUGUUUCUAAGUAAAUAAACAUUGUUGUUUCGA